Molecule: messenger RNA, 4478 nt
Organism: Helicoverpa zea (corn earworm)
Lineage: Eukaryota; Metazoa; Arthropoda; Insecta; Lepidoptera; Noctuidae
Product: growth arrest-specific protein 1-like
Exons: 3
Coding region: 467-1192 (241 amino acids)
Biological process (GO): regulation of cell cycle
Source: RefSeq, a predicted model, not a curated record
GUAGAAUAAAAAAAUAAAAUAAAAAUGCAACAAGUCUAUUUCGUUCAGUGAGCGUUUAUUCCGAAGAGACUUAAGAGGCUGGGAGUGGGGUCGGGAAGGGAAGAAGAUAUGAAGCUGUCAUCUGGCGGUGUGGCGGGGCUCGGGCUCUAAACACAAGUAACACAACUCAAUCGGAGGCGCGCGCGCGGCCCCUGCGAACGUACCCGCACGUAUCCGGCCUCGCGCUCACCAUAAACAGAACGCAAACAAAUACAACAAGUUAUCGUAUAAACUCUAACUGAAAAUCGGAGUUCGUAAAUAAAACUUUACGUGGAUAUUCAUGAAUAAAGUGAUGGUUAUUAGUGACGUUGUUCAACAGUGAUAUUUUUGUGGGAGAUCGUAAAAGUUUAACAAAAACAGGAGUUCUAAACUUUCCAAUGAACACGAGCCAUGUGACUACGGCGAGAGCGGCGAAGCAAGAUUUGUGAUGUGGCUGCUAGCGGCACUCCUGGCCGCGUGUGCUGCGGUCGGCAGCACGAUGUCUUGCAACGAGGCGCGAACACGCUGCGCCUACCGCACGGGCUGCGGCGCGGCGCUCGGCAACUACAUGAUGAUGUGUGAAGCAGUACUCUCUGAACCCUCGGCUUCGAGCUCCUGUCCUAGGGAGUGUGGGAACGCCCUUAUUGCCUUGACUUCCACUGAAGAGGGGAAGGAGCUUAUGAAUUGUGAAUGUGAAGACGAAUACUGUUUGGAGGCAAAACAACGCAUCGACAUCUGUCGACCUCAAGUGAUGAAGGGGGCAGCCAACGCGACUUCUUCAUGUAGCCUGUCCCAGCUCAUCUGCCUCGCCGACGCACAGUGCGCCACAGCACUGCAGUACUACCACCGACUCUGCCGGUCCAUGUUCCGAGGCAGAAAGUGCUCCAACAAGUGCCUAAACUCCAUAGAAAUCUUAAGAAAGCAGGAGAAAGCCGCAGCGUUAACAGCCUGCCAAUGCGACGGCAACGAUUACGAUUGUCCAAGAAUGCAGAACAAUCUAGCGAGGCUAUGCUACCAUAAGAUGAAGAACCAUACAAAGAACCAUGAUAGACAUGGGGAGAAACAUAAGAAGCCCCCUGUAGAGGAAGUAGUGCAAGUCAGUGCCGCGAACUUUGUGCGAGUGUCCGCGCUCAUUGCGCUCAUAUGCGUGUCCAGUUACACCUUCAUUACGUGAUACAUGGUGAAGUACUUCUAAUAGCUGAAAGUGUACAAUACGAACAUUAUAAUAAGGACACUGCCAUAGAAGAGACUAUACGUUAGAUAAAUUCUGUAGUGUUUCUAGAUAGAAAUAAUUUAAGCUAAGGCGUUGAAGUACAAUACAAUUUAGUGUACAUUUGUAAAAACAGUAUUAGUUAGUUUAAGGCUAUCGUGAGGGAAUCAAGGGUAAUUAUGUAGAUUGUUGUUUAUAUUUUAACUAUUGGCUUAAUAUGAGAGUGGAUGUGUCGCCGCCCACGGGCUGCGCAGGCGUCGCUAUAAAUACGGCGGCGCCGGUGGUCCGGUGACAAAUGCUGGUCUGUUCCCGAUGUAGCACCACGCCGAUUGAUCUAACGACUGUUCCGGUAACACCAUCAUCCUCACAUAUUUACGUCAAAGAGAAACUCUUGUGUCUCUCUCUUUGUCGACAGAUGUGAAGAGGAUAGUGUCAGCUGAGCCGAGCAUGAGAUGUGUAGUAUGGAUUAGGGAAGUGGCUGAUAUAAUGACACAGUCGCGGCUAAAUCCGUUAGGCGGCACUAAUCGUUCCCACUGAUGUAGGGCGUUGGUUAACGUUUUACAAAUAUGCGGUAUGGGAUGCCAGAUUUUUUUCAGAACGUCUUUUGAUACUUUUCUUUGACAUCCGUUUUAUUUUUUAAGUGGGAGUGUGCUUUUGAGAGAUGAAUGUCAGUUCUAGUGUGAGAAAUUAGAGGGGUAUGUCAGUAAUGAUUGAAUGAGUUGUCGAUCUAUUUCUAGGUUCGUAGGGAGCAAGAUCAGUCAUUUAUUGUCGUGCAACAUUCGUCAUUACAAAAUCGGUUUUAUUACAUCGUUCACCAAAAUUGCAGUACAUACUCAAACAUGUUUUUUCCUCGUUCAAUUCUCACAUUAAACGAAGAUUGAGAUAUCUGUCUUACCGCGAAAUCGUUGAUUUUUUUCGAAGUAUCUCAUUUAAAAUGUUAAGAGCGUACUUACAUGGGCUCGUAAAGUAGUACCAAGGCAAACGAAUGUGCGUAUUGUUGGUACGUUUCUCAGUAACGUGCGUCUGCUCAGUAAUGAAGAAGAACCGGUCCCGUAACAGGCUACAUGAGAUCAAAUCAGAGCAACGUGAAUGAAAUAGCUUUAUGGGUUUUAGGAGGAAAAUUUUAACCAUAAAAUACUUAAAGCAGAUAAAAAAAUGUAACUUCUGCUUUUUGUGAGAAGGUCUACAAUUUUUUUAUUAUAUACGAAGCAGUUAAAAAAACUUUUACUUUUUAUCAACCGGUCUUUAAGACUUCUAGGAAUUGCCUCUAUCAGAAGUAGCCUUUGAACUUUAUUAAAAUAAAUUCGUAACUGCAAAAAAUAUAGACUUGCAGCUGACCCCGAUUUUUUAAGUGUCAGUCAUUGCAUUACUCAUGUCCUAUCAAAUUAGUGCAAAUGUCUUGUUGGCUCUUGUUCUAAAAAUUUUAUAUUCUUUUUCCUGUAAAAUUCCGACUGUCGAAUUCAAUUUCUUUUUUUCGUUGCGAACUAUGUAAGUCGGCCUUUGAACUAUUGUUUUCAAUUCAAUGUAAAUUCCCAUAAACUUGAAAUAAAAUCCUCCAUACCCAAUACAGGUAUUAAAAUCCCAUAAAAUAUUUUCCCAUACCACUUUAUUCCAACAAACCGCAACAUAUAAUCUUAAUAAGAUGCGUAUGCGACAGCUGCGUAUCGGCCAUCAAGUGCGCAGUUUGCAUAGAGCAUCUAAGGCAGUUCUGCGCGGGCGCAGUGACGUCACGACUUGCCCAUAUAUCUCCUCACACAAGUGACAUGUAACUUUGUAUGCAUCCCGCAGACGUCAAAGUAGUGUCUCGUCACCCGAAUCAUGUUCUAAUGUUUAAUGCAACAGUUGUUUCUGAGCAGAAUACUAAUCGGUCCUGAUCUUAAUGUUGAUUUUAACUUCGUUAGGCUUAGGCUCCGCUGAGGCGGAGACGAGCGGAGCGGAGAGGAGACGUGUGAGGAUCGACCAAUCAUAUUACAUGAAAUCCACAUCGCGUCUUCGCUCCGCUUCAAUGGAAACAGUCAAGCGGAGACGAGCGGAGCGGAGAGAAGACGUGUGGGGAUCGACCAAUCAUAUUACAUUGAAUCCACAUCGCGUCUGCGCUCCGCUUCAAUGGCAACAGUCAAGCGGAGAAAAGCGGAGCGGAGAGAAGACAUGUGGGGAUCGACCAAUCAUAUUACAUAAAAUCCACAUCUCGUCUCCGCUCCGCUUCAAUGCCGAUGGAAAUAGUCAAGCGCUCCGCUCGUCUCCGCCUCAGUGGAAUCACGUACCUCUUUUCACAGCUCUGCUCCUCUAAGCUCUGCUCGUCUCCGCCUCAGUGGAGCCGCAGCCUAAGUCCGUACCUAGUUUACUUACCUUCGAGAAAUCGUUCAUACAUAUGUUUGUAGAUUGUUCUUGUAAACGUUUACAUGGCUUUGUUAGUAAUUGAGUAACAAGGCAUUGCAAAUUUGCGAAGUAUGACUUGCCAGUUUAAUUAUUUGCGUUAGUUGUUUGCAUAUUUUGUGUCAACAUAUGAUCAUGUGCUGUUCUUAGGGUUUUGUAGAUUACAGUUUUUCUUUGCUUUAAUUGCAACCAUUCAUCAGUUGUCUUGUGUAUAUCUACAUGGUCAAAUAAUAAGGUUUUACAAAAAAAUGUGUCCUACAAAAUGGUCAUUGUUUGGAAAUUCCGUAAUCGUUUGUAAUAAUUUAACUUACUUAAUUUAUAAUUCACAUCAGUAUAGAAUAUACCUCAGAUAUACAUGUUUGUAUGUGUUCAUUAGCCUGUUAUUAUUAUAUGCUUGUGUGUGUGACUUCGUAUGUGUUUCAUUCUGAGUGUAAAGUUCAAGAGCUUGUUCUACAAACGCUAUUUUUUAUUUAAUUUUAAUUUUCAAUUGAUUUGUUUUAGCCCAGCAUUUGAUAUUUGCGCACAAUUUUCCAGUUUUUCUUUAGAAAUAAGUAGGUAAAUAAUUACUUAUAAUAGGUUUUACUGUAAGAGAAGAAACUCAUUAACCACAGUUUACCAAAGUGAGAUUAUUAGACUUAGUACAAGAAUUGUAAAUAGCUUUAGUUCAUAACUUAGUCUUAGUGUAUUGCAUUGUUUUAAUAACUAUGGAAAUUCGUACAAAGUAUUUUAGAAUAAAAACGAAUAAUUUAUUGAAUUACAUAAAAAAAUCUUAGUUAAUAAGUAUUGUUGUAUUUUGUUUCGUUUUGUACAAUUAUUUUAAGGAUUUUAAUUGUAUUUAUUUUACAAAAUUGCAAUAAAUUGUCUGUUUUCUAAA